Molecule: messenger RNA, 4007 nt
Organism: Diorhabda sublineata
Lineage: Eukaryota; Metazoa; Arthropoda; Insecta; Coleoptera; Chrysomelidae
Gene: E(Pc)
Product: enhancer of polycomb homolog 1
Exons: 10
Coding region: 440-2890 (816 amino acids)
Biological process (GO): regulation of transcription by RNA polymerase II
Cellular component (GO): piccolo histone acetyltransferase complex
Source: RefSeq, a predicted model, not a curated record
CAUUCAAUAAAUGUCAACUUUGCUAUAAAAUGAAUAGUAAAAUGUUGAAAUAGUGUUAGUUUAAUGUUCAUGCUUAAUAAUUAAAAAAAAAUUGAAUUUAAAAAAUAGUUUUAGCAGUUGUGUAUGGAGAUGAAUGGAGCUUUCUCCCUAAACAUGUGAACGUGCGUAAAAGGUUCCCGCGCACUGCGUGUUCCUAGUAUUUUCAUGGCUCCAUGGCAUAUCCGCCAUGAUGGCUUUAUGCUCAACACGCUCAACAUGGAAAGUUUCAAAGUUGUUUUAUCGUAUUUGUGACUGAGUGCGUGUAAAUAAAAACAAUGGGAACAUACUAGAGGAAAGAAAGUAUUGUUUAGUGCCCUCCUCGAUCGGCUCGAGGGAAAGGGAGCUAGUUUUUAGGAAGUUUUAUGUUGGCCUUGUCGAGUGUUUGGUGCUGUCAACAAAUAUGUCGAAGCUUUCAUUUAGGGCGAGGGCCCUGGAUGCUAGCAAACCCAUGCCUAUAUACAUGGCUGAGGAACUCCCGGAUCUUCCUGAUUUUUCAGCGAUUAACCGGGCAGUUCCUCAAAUGCCUUCAGGAAUGCAAAAAGAGGAGGAAUGUGAGCAUCACCUUCAACGAGCAAUUGUUGCUGGGCUCAUUAUUCCGACCCCUGAAGUAUCUGAAAUGCCUGACAAAGAGUUUUAUGAGAAAGUUUAUCCUGCAAAUUACAAGCAACCUCGGCAGCUUAUCCACAUGCAGCCAUUCACAAUGGAACAGGAUAUUCCCGAUUAUGAUAUGGACUCUGAUGAUGAGCGGUGGCUGCACUCUCAAACACAAAAACUUGAUUUGUCUCCAUUAAAAUUUGAGGAAAUGAUGGAUAGGUUGGAGAAGAGUAGUGGCCAAACUGUUGUUACAUUAAAUGAGGCAAAGGCACUGCUGAAAGAAGACGAUGAUCUCAUCAUAGCAGUAUUUGAUUAUUGGUUAAAUAAGCGUUUGAAAACACAACAUCCUCUAAUCUUGACUGUCAAGACAGAACAUAGAUCUGGCACUGCAGCUAACAACCCAUACUUAGCAUUUCGGCGACGAACAGAGAAGAUGCAGACACGGAAAAACCGCAAAAACGACGAAGCUUCCUACGAGAAGAUGUUAAAAUUAAGAAGGGAUUUGUACAGGGCUGUGACACUCUUGGAACUUGUAAAAAGGCGAGAAAAAAUCAAACGAGAACACGUACAUCUAACAGUGGAAGUUUUUGAAAAACGUUUUCAAGCUAAGGACUUCAAUGGAACAGUUAUGGCAGAAGCAUCGGCCAUCAAAUCGACCAGGCCUGCAUUUACGCCAAUAUUUCAUAAUCCUUAUCCAAAUCAAGCUUGGUCUAACAAGUCGAUCUUGAAAGAUGAGGUCUUACCAAGAAGAGAAAAAAGACAGUACAAGAAACGUAAACACAAAUCAUUAAGUGGUAGUCGGUCUAGUGGCUUUGGUGUUGAUUCUCUUGGAGGUUUAUCUUCAGAUGAAGAUGUGGGCAUGUCCCAGUUAUCUCCAGAGCCAGAAGAAACAGAAGACGAAAGUCAGUUUGCUUUUAGAAGAAAUAAGUUAUGUUCAUACCAUACACCUCUACCUAAUGAAGGCAAUUGGCAGUGGUGUUCAAAAGAAGAAAAUGGUUUGGCAGAUAAACGGUUCCGAUUUACAUUAACAUCCCUUUCUAACCCUCGUCGUUGUAUAGGUUUUGCUAGAAGAAGAGUUGGAAGAGGUGGUAGAAUUAUCCUUGAUCGUAUUUCAACAAAUUAUGAUGAUUUUUGGAGGACAUUGGAUUUCUCUAUAACAGAACCCGAGAGAGAAGUAGGUGCUAGUUCAACCAUUGAGGAAGAGCCAGCAUUUUGUCAACAAACUGAUAUUAAAAGUGAAGUUAGUGUUAAUAACAAUAAUAACAGGAUAAGUGAUAAUAGUGUGAUUAGUGAUAGUAUUAAGGUGGGAAUUAAAAAGGAGCCGGAAGAUGUGCAAGAAGAGGAUGUAAUGUCAAUGGAACAUGUAUAUACAAAAAAAGAAAAGGAUGAAAUGGUUGAUUUUCUCAGAUCGCUCAGGAGGGAUUGGUUACAUUUUCGACCUAAAACUCCACCACCUGACUAUGAAGUUCCCUGUGAUAUGCUUCAUACUGAGGAAUCAUUCUUCGAUCCCAGUGCCAAUACGUUUUCUAUGGAGAUACAAACGUUGGAUGCACCGAGCUCUACACUUCUAGAUACUUCUACGUUUAUCUCUGAUCCUUUCACACUUGACCACAUGGACUUGGAUACAAGGCAGAUUUCACCUGCUGUGUCCACUCUUAAUACGCUUAUACCUAGUGUUAGUGAUAGUAAUGAAGUUGACAACUUGUCAAGUGAUUCUUCUAAUAGCGAUAGUGACUUUAGAACUAUUGGUUGCUCGAACUUUAAAGUGAAUGAUCUUGGUAUGAAUGACAGUAAUGUUAUGAUGAACACUACUGUGACGCGAAGUCAAAAAAAAAUUCAUUCAAAUGCUAGUCGCAAAGUGAACAAUACAAAUUUACUAUCUUCUUCUUCAAGUGGGGAAGAAUUCAAACCAACGAUCAGGAGCAGCCCAGAUUCUUCUCCACUUGGAAACACCAAUGGAUUAUUGAGUCAGCUUUAUUUUGAUGUACCUCCUCCUAGAACAAAAAACAAUAAACUUCAAUACGCUUACUCUGGAGGUGUGGGAUAUCCAAAUGCAUCUUCAGGCACCCUAAGUCUUCAUACUUCUGCGCAUACUCUUACGCUUAAUAGUCAUAGUGCCAACAUACUGGAUAUUCCAUUGACAAAUGAUUCAGAAACAAGUAAAAUAGAUGCAGAAGCCACUGGGGGGCCUGUGUCCAGUAAUAAUAAGUCAAAAAACAUAGUUCGGAAAAAUAACAUCAUAAUGGAAGUAACGUGAUGAUCGGUUUGGUGCCUGCUCUCCUUGGGGAUUGCGGGAUGAGGAAUCAAUUUUGAAUUACAGGGUGUUGCAUUACACAAAAAAAACUCAGCAUAUAUAUAAAUAUGCCUGCAUGAUUUCGGUGUUAAGUUAUGAUUUAUGUAAUAUAGAAACUAGAAUUCAUGUAUCACAUGCAAAGAAGUGUGGAAAAAGAACUUGUUUGUUUAUUUUUCUCUGCUUUGAAAUUUUUCGGCUUCUGGAUAGGCAAAAAAUUAAAAAAAAAAUAUCUUAGAAAAAAGUACAAAAAAAAUAAAAAAUAUGGAUGUUUGGCAUAAAAUAAGAAAUAUUUUUAUAUUUGAAAACGUAAGUACCUAACUGAAUAUGUGUAUGAUAAUAUUUAAAAUUACAGUGGAUAGAAAAUAUAGGAGACCAUGUUAGUAAGUUUUUUGUGUCACCAAUACCAAUUAACUAACUAACUAUCAUAAAUUAUAUAUUUUCGAUUUUCACCGUCCAUUCUUAACAAAUAUCUUUUAGAAAGUACAUUCAUCAAUUACCUUGUAGGGUUGUUUGAAAUUCAUCAUAAAAACACCUAAUCUGUCAUAAAUUUUAAAUAGGUAUAUCCAAACAUAUGUAAAUUAAAACAAAUCAUGUAUAGUAGAAAGUGUGAACAGUAUAUUAAUAUUUUAAGCUAAUCAAAUUGACUUCAAUGGCUUUGCUUGAUAGAGAAGCUUCAUUUCAACAUGAGCUGUUUCCAAAAUGUUAAUAUAUUAAUGGCAGUGAUCUGAAAUUUCUCCAACUGUGUAUCAAGUACUAUAUUGGAAUUUCUAAGUAACGGUUACAGAUUUUUUUUUAAAUGUUAUUAAUAUUAUUAUUCUAUAUAAGUAAAAGGCAGUAAAUUAAAUGUUUUCAAAGGAUAUCUUAGCCACACGUAAAAAUGUAUGGUUUUGAAAAACAAAACAAUUUAGUAAGAUCUAUAGUCAAAUGAUAAUCACUAUUCAUGUUUAAAAGAUAUUCUGAUAUAUUGAAAUUAUAAAAUUCAUACAAAUUUUUAUAGUCUUCCAAUUAUUCACUCCAAUAUUUUUAUUUAAAUUUUCAAUUCCCCAAGUUGUGGUGGGAUAUAGGUAUAAAUAAAAAGCAA